UUUAGUUUAAUUGAAAUCAGAUUACAAAAUGGCUGCCACUACACAUGAAGAAAUUGAGGAACAAAUUCGUAAAAUACAAGCUAAAAAGGCAGGAUUUAUUCCAGGAAAUGAUGAAGGAGAAGAUGAAAGAGUUGCAUUAGGUGAACACGCUUUCUAUGAUCAAGAUAUUUAUGAUGGCAAUAAGGGGAAGUUUGAAGGCUAUGUCACUUCAAUACCAGUUGCCGAAGAAGCAGAGGAGGAAGAUGAAUUUUCUAAUACUAAUGGUGUAUUUUCUACCAUAUUAGCUCAUGAAAAAGAUUUUGACCCUUUUGCAGAACAUAGAAUCCCCAAGAUAGCAGACAGAGAAGACGAAUAUAAACAAAGACGUAGGAAUUUAAGAAUAUCCCCAGCACGCUUUGAUCCUUUUGCUGAUGGUGGGAAAACACCAGACCUACAAUCACGUACAUUUGUAGAUGUGAUGCAUCAACAAACACAUAAGAAAACAGAGGUUAAUGAACCUUUCUUAUCAGAUAGCAAAACACCAGACCUUCAAUCACGUACAGUUAUAGAUGUGAUACAUCAACAAACACUUAAGAAAACAGAGCAACCAAUUAAAAUGACUCCUAGAACAAAAUCGAUAGCACCUACUCCAGGGAGAGAAAUGCUUAAUGCUGCCACUCCGGGCAGGGGCAUUAUGGACACACCAUCUGGUGAAAUGGGCCGAAAGUUGUUGGAAUUUGAAUGGGCGGAAACUCCUAGUCAUGCUGGGCUGGGAGCCGGUGGUGGUACCCCUGGCACUGCCACUCCGGGGGGUCAUAUGGGAACCACUACCCCUGGAAGUGGAGAUUAUUUUGGAAACGCCACGCCUGGUCGUCACCAGGCCACCCCUGGAAGCGCUCGAAAAAAUAGGUGGGAUGAAACUCCAAAAACCGAGAGGGAAACACCUGGUCACAAAGCUGGGGCCGGCUGGGCCGAGACGCCUAAAACUGACAGGGGCAUGACGGACCAGGAUACAGAUAGCAGACAUUUGGAAGGAACGCCCUCUAGCCUUACACCUAUUAAACCUUCGCUCAAAAAAGAUACGUUACCCACUGCUCAGCAGCUUCAGCAACAUACACCUGUGGGUGCUAGCAGCAAACGUAAAUCACGCUGGGACGAAACUCCUUUAGCUGCCUUUGAUAGGACUCCAACCCCUGGGCAUGCAGGCCUUGUUACCCCAUCUGGUAUGGGUGGGGGAAUCACGCCUUCAGGAAUUACACCGGUUGGGAUCAAAGCUAUGGGUCUUGCUACACCCACUCCAAGACACUUAAUGUCAAUGACACCUGAACAGGUGCAGGCUUAUAGAUGGGAAAAAGAGAUGGAUGAGCGGAACCGACCCAUGACUGAUGAUGAACUGGACACUAUUUUCCCCCCUGGUUAUAAAGUGUUACCCCCUCCCCAAGGAUACGUUCCUCUUAGAACUCCUGUCAGGAAGCUUAUGGGCACACCAACUCCUAUGGGAGGACAGAAUGCCUUUUUCAUGCAGGCAACUCCAGAUCGAAAAACGGCCGUUGUCCCUGAUUUGCAACCUAAAGAUGUUGAGCUGCCGCUACUUAAACCUGAAGAUUCACAAUACUUCGACAAACUAUUGAUCGACAUUGACGAGGACUCUCUAAAUCCAGAAGAGGCCAAGGAGCGAAAAAUCAUGAAAUUUUUAUUAAAAAUUAAAAAUGGGACGCCUCCAAUGAGAAAGUCUGCCCUGAGACAAAUCACUGAUAAAGCCCGGGAGUUGGGGGCGGGUCCUCUUUUUAAUCAAAUCCUUCCAUUACUUAUGUCGCCCACGCUCGAAGAUCAAGAACGCCAUUUGCUGGUUAAAGUCAUUGACAGGAUUCUCUACAAACUUGACGAUUUAGUUCGACCUUUCGUUCAUAAAAUAUUAGUCGUAAUAGAACCACUGUUGAUAGAUGAAGAUUACUAUGCCCGUGUUGAGGGCCGCGAAAUAAUUUCCAACUUAGCUAAGGCUGCUGGCCUUGCCACUAUGAUUUCUGUCAUGCGACCAGACAUUGAUAACGCUGAUGAAUAUGUUAGAAACACUACUGCUCGUGCUUUUGCAGUUGUGGCGUCUGCUCUAGGCAUUCCGGCUUUGCUUCCCUUCCUUAAAGCCGUUUGUGGAAGUAAGAAGAGCUGGCAGGCCCGGCACACGGGUAUUAAAAUAGUGCAACAAAUAGCUAUCCUAAUGGGCUGUGCCGUCCUGCCCCACUUGCGGAGUUUGGUUGAAAUUAUAGAACAUGGCUUGGUUGAUGAGCAGCAAAAGGUACGAACCAUCACUGCUUUGUCACUUGCCGGUUUGGCCGAGGCUGCCACUCCAUAUGGUAUUGAAUCCUUUGAUUCUGUUCUUAAGCCUUUGUGGAAAGGUAUCCGUACACAUAGAGGAAAGGGUCUAGCUGCUUUCUUAAAAGCUAUCGGUUACCUUAUACCAUUGAUGGACGCUGAAUACGCCAAUUAUUACACCAGGGAAGUCAUGUUAAUUCUCAUACGUGAGUUUCAAUCGCCUGACGAAGAGAUGAAGAAAAUUGUACUUAAGGUUGUCAAACAAUGUUGUGGCACAGACGGUGUCGAACCCCAGUACAUCAGGGACGAAAUACUUCCCCCAUUUUUCAAGCACUUUUGGUCACACAGAAUGGCUUUGGACAGGCGAAAUUAUAGGCAACUAGUUGAUACCACUGUCGAAAUAGCUAAUAAAGUUGGUGUUGCCGAAAUCGUAGGUCGCGUUGUAGAUGAUUUAAAAGACGAGAACGAAGCCUUCCGUAAAAUGGUAAUGGAAACUAUUGAGAACGUUAUAAAUAAUCUCGGAGCUGCCGAUAUAGAUUCUCGACUUGAAGAACAGUUAAUAGACGGUAUUUUAUACGCGUUUCAAGAACAGACCAGCGAGGACAUUGUAAUGUUGAACGGCUUUGGUGCUGUGGUCAAUGGUUUAGGGAAGAGGGUUAAGCCCUAUCUACCUCAGAUUUGUGGAACAAUACUAUGGAGAUUGAACAAUAAAUCAGCCAAGGUUAGGCAGCAGGCGGCUGAUCUUAUCUCUCGCAUAACUCUUGUUAUGAAGACUUGCCAAGAAGAAAAGUUAAUGGGACAUUUAGGUGUAGUGCUAUAUGAAUACUUGGGCGAGGAGUAUCCUGAAGUUUUGGGAAGCAUUUUAGGAGCUUUAAAAAGUAUAGUCAACGUUAUAGGAAUGACCAAAAUGACUCCCCCUAUCAAAGAGCUUUUACCACGAUUAACACCAAUUCUUAAAAAUAGACACGAAAAAGUGCAGGAAAACUGUAUAGACCUUGUCGGGAGAAUAGCUGAUCGGGGUUCUGAAUUCGUAUCUGCCAGAGAAUGGAUGAGGAUAUGUUUUGAACUUUUAGAACUUUUGAAAGCCCAUAAAAAAGCAAUAAGAAGGGCUACAGUUAACACCUUUGGAUAUAUCGCCAAAGCUAUUGGGCCACACGAUGUACUGGCAACCCUGCUAAACAACUUAAAAGUACAAGAAAGGCAAAAUCGUGUUUGCACUACAGUAGCUAUAGCCAUUGUUGCUGAAACUUGUUCUCCAUUUACCGUUUUACCUGCCCUGAUGAACGAAUACCGUGUUCCUGAACUGAACGUACAAAACGGUGUUUUAAAGUCGUUGUCUUUUCUAUUUGAAUACAUUGGUGAGAUGGCGAAAGAUUACAUAUAUGCUGUCACUCCACUUCUCGAAGACGCCUUGAGUGAUAGAGAUCUCGUUCACCGGCAAACAGCUUGUGCCGGAAUUAAACACUUGGCCUUAGGGGUUGUAGGGUUUGGCUGUGAAGACGCCUUGAUUCAUCUCCUCAAUUACGUAUGGCCAAAUCUUUUCGAAUGUUCUCCCCAUGUCAUAUUAGCUGUUCACGAAGCUAUAGAGGGUAUGAGGGUUGCUCUAGGACCUACCCGAAUACUAUUAUAUGCCAUGCAGGGUUUAUUUCAUCCUGCUAGAAAAGUUAGAGAUGUGUAUUGGAAAAUUUACAACACCAUUUACAUCGGAGCUCAAGAUGCAAUUGUUCCCUCUUUCCCUAAAGUCGAAAAUGAUCCAAAAAAUUACUAUAUUAGAAGCGAAUUAGAAUGUAUAUUAUAAUUAUAGUGUUACUAAUUCAUUUGUAUAUUUUUUAAAUUAAAUAAUCAUUCUUAUACCAAAUAAUUAUAAUUUGUUUUUAAUUUAUUUGGUGAAAUUGAUUAAUUAUUAUUUGAUAAAUAUACUUUAUAUAUUAUAUUUAUAAAUAAAGAUUUAAGAUCAAA
Gordionus sp. m RMFG-2023 is the source of this 4248-nucleotide messenger RNA. Its product is annotated as splicing factor 3B subunit 1-like. Gene Ontology annotation, biological process: spliceosomal complex assembly. Gene Ontology annotation, molecular function: mRNA binding. The transcript is spliced from 25 exons. The record is from RefSeq and is a predicted model, not a curated record. Gene Ontology annotation, cellular component: U12-type spliceosomal complex; U2-type prespliceosome; U2 snRNP. Lineage: Eukaryota; Metazoa; Nematomorpha; Gordioida; Chordodea; Parachordodidae. Bases 29 to 4087 code for a protein of 1352 amino acids.